Messenger RNA from Necator americanus (New World hookworm), 636 nucleotides. RefSeq lists its product as uncharacterized. The record is from RefSeq and is a predicted model, not a curated record. Lineage: Eukaryota; Metazoa; Nematoda; Chromadorea; Rhabditida; Ancylostomatidae. Bases 1 to 636 code for a protein of 211 amino acids. The transcript is spliced from 2 exons.
AUGAAGAUUGAUGGAAGAUUCUCCACAGACUUCUUUGUCAGAGACCGGACAACAGGGAAGAACAUCCUAGGUAAUGGAACUUGUUACGUCACCGAAGGCACGAAUCUGAUAGGACUGGAGUGGUGUAUUCAACUUCCAGCGUACAAGGAGUUGAAAGACAAAUACCACUGCCGAAUGGUGACUAAAGAAGAAGCAAACCGAGAGGAAAUCAUCGCAGACUUGAAGAAGCAAUACGCAGAAGUGUUCAAUACUGUUUUCAAGAAAAAGCGACCAGUGCUCUAUGCCUCCGUGCCGGAUUUGGAUGCUGAAAUUGAUCGGCUGGUGGCCGAACAAGUGAUAUCCCCAGUAGAGCAUUCAGAGUGGGCCACGCCUAUCGUUGUAGUCAAGAAGAAAAAUGGGCAAAUCCGCUUGUGCGGAGACUUCUCGACAGGACUGAACGAUGCGCUGCAGUUGCACCAGCACCCGUUGCCCACCGCGGAGGACGUGUUUACGAAGUUGAAUGGAGGACAACUUUUCACGCAAAUCGACUUCGCAGAAGCAUAUCUGCAGGUGGAAGUUGAAGAAGAAUCGAAGGAAAUGCUGACGAUUAGUACGCGCAGAGGACUGUACCGUACAAUCGUCUACCCUUCGGCGUGA